Suillus clintonianus is the source of this 9598-nucleotide messenger RNA. RefSeq lists its product as uncharacterized. Lineage: Eukaryota; Fungi; Basidiomycota; Agaricomycetes; Boletales; Suillaceae. The transcript is spliced from 8 exons. The record is from RefSeq and is a predicted model, not a curated record. The coding region runs from base 145 to 9135 and encodes 2996 amino acids.
GUGACACACACAUCGGACAAAAAUGCUCAGCGCAGAUCCAGGUAUGAGGGUACUCCAAGGGCCCAAGCCACGAGGCGUUAUACCGUCCCACUUCAGAGCUUUCAACAAACUUCUACCAUAUAUCGCAAAUCAAGGCUACUUGACAUGUCUGUCGCAGAAUCCUCCGAACCUGAUGUCUUGGAGUAUAUCAUCACCCACAUAUUUUGUCCCAUCACAUUACCGCAGAACAGUGAUUAUACUCCCGACAACGAUCGCUCCCUCCUUGAUGUCGUGAUGGGCUCGGCUCGCAAAUUUGCGAGUUCUUUGCUCCACGACGAUCAGGUGCAGUGGAGUCCUUUGUUGAAGAUGCUGGAGAGUCUUGUUGUUGCAAUGACUUCUCCUUCCCUGACCGAGACCAAGGACGUCGCUGAGUCUCAGAUCGAAUCCAUGCAAGCAGGAGAUAUUCUUGCAUAUUUAAUUCGAGCACAAAAUGCUGCUGUCGUACUUCGUAGGCUCGACACGAAAACUAUCUUUGAAUCCUUCGAAGUUUCACCACCGGCGACUGCUGUCAUGGCGGCAAAGGGAAAGCUCCUGUGUUCGUAUCCAGGACCCGCAAUUGCCGUCCCAAAUGCAGUCAUGGAUGACCCUACCUUUCCUCCCGAAUUGGCGAACUUUCUCUCGCACAUGAGCUUUGAUGUGUUGGAUUCCAUAGUCCACAAAAGAGAGACCGCACAUCCUCGCUAUAUCACCCAGCUUCUUACCAACAUUCUUCGCGCAUUUGGCGAACCGGCUGAUAUUCCUCGCAUUCGAAAACGCAUAGGCGAUGAUGUCUUACAGUCCGACGCCACGCUUCCUUGGCGAAGAUCAUCCCUCUGGCUUGUCAUAAGGGUUGUAUUACAGACAUCUCUCGAGCGCACCAGCCUUGGGCGAAACGGUUACAAGGCUUUCAUGGCUUCGCUCAUGAUGGACCUUGUGUCCAAAGCUCUUGAGGGGGAUAUGUCGAGCGAUCUGCUCUACUUCAUGUCCACUAAGAUUAGUCGCCGCUUGAUCAAGCUUCAGGCUGAAGACGAAUUCUUAGCGAUCGCGAUGCAUAAAGCUACUCAAGAUAUCAAAGACCGACUGGAGCUGCGCUGGAAGACUGUUCAGGCAGCUCAGACAGCUCAGACAGCUCAGACAGCUCAGACAGCUCCCUAUCAUUGGGAUGCCUCGAAGGUAGAUAUAAUCAGAGACACCAGGCUUUCUUUGACCAAAAGCGAGGAGUAUAUCACCUCUGUCUUACGUCCUACCCAUGACCAACCCACUGUGCCAGAAUUUCAGCCUCAACAUCGCCCACGGGGUAAUAUUGACAACUUCAUUGGUCCUGACGCCAACUUCUUCGAGAGCACUUAUGCCAAGGACCCCUUUGUAGGACUUUCGGAUUUCGAAUGUGCCAUCCAGCAGGACAUUGAUGGCUGGGUGAAUCGUGUCAUUAACCUCGAUGCUGCUUGCAUUGACGCCGCUUGCCUGACCAUUCAAGCGCGCGCGGAAAGUUAUUUCGCUAGAGCGCAACCGUCCUAUUCCGGAAAUCCAGAGAAUAUAUCCAUCAUGCUGCUCACGCUGUUCGAACUCUGGGUCGCGCUUGAUCGGCUGGUUGUCAAAUCAAUCCCUCUCCUCAUGGAGUACUCUCCGGAGGUCCCAGUUUCCAUUUUCAACCGCCUUCUCCUACAAAAAGCUGCCGCCAUAGAACGACUCAGAAUUCUUCAACAGUAUGUUGCUAGGCGUCGCACCCGCAGUGCGCGUUCGGUCUUCUCGGAUGGGGCGGACGCAGACACGUUCGCAGUUCGUUAUUAUCACCAAUCUGAGGAGCUGCAGUCCUGCAAGCAGCGCAUUGAAGACGAUGCGGAUACAGAGCGGAGAGGACGAAUUGCAGAUCUUCGCGACAAAAGCGACAGGUACCGGCGUCUCACAAAUGAAGUUGACGCUCUCACGUGCAGCUACUACACGAACCGAUGGGGUGGGCACCAGCAUUCCAGGUAUUGCAGCAGGUGCGACAAGCAGCAGGAGAGGGAUAGCCUUUCUGUAGAAGUUCAUGAAUGGCCACUUCCCGGCUCUGCCUACGAUGUAGCGGUAGUGAUAUUUGAGCUCAAGGCACCGAUCGCUUUCAAGAUGUGGAGAUCUUUCACCUUCCACUUUCUUCACGACAUAUGCACCCCAACUAUACAACAGAUGCCGAAUGCGACACAGUACAUGUUGCUCCCGCAUUAUGUGCCGCUCUCAUCCUAUCAUGUAGAGCAUCCCGGUCAACGUAUCACAUUAGCCUCCGCGACAAAACCCCCCGUGGCCUCACGCAAAUCCCUUCCAUGCACCGAAGGGGACAUCUUCGUCAACAAUAUCAAUAAUCUGCGUUUCCUCCUUUACGAUACGACCAGAGGUGUUUGGGCUUCCGGUCCUUUUCUACAGACUGAUAUAUCCGAUAUCUGUACCCACGUGUUGCCAAAAGGUCCAUAUCACGGACUCCAAUAUUACCUGUCGGGUACCCAACACACCUCCAACGAGGUCUUAGCCAACCAGGCUACUUGUCAUGCCGAGUUGACACUUCACGAAUUCAUCGCUUUUGGAAGCCUCCGGAGUGGCAGCCUCCUACAAUGGACCAACAUUCUCCGUGAAUUGCGAGCGCGCACACUCACACUUCGUGAUCCCGCGGUUCACUUGCUACUGCUCCAGGCUAGUUGGGAAGUAGGAAAGCUUGCAGCCGACGGGUCUAGGGCAUGGCACGAUGAACUGAAAGCCUCAGAAUUCGGGCACGCCCUUAUCGAUGAGCUCCAAAGCUUAAAAGGAAGCGUGGAAGCCAAUUGGCUGGAGGGCAUAACAAUGGCAACAAUCUCUGCCCUGGCAUACCGCCUUCUCUCAUCAGCAGAGGAUUUUAGUGUCAUCCAGCGAUCAUACAAGUUGCUGCGAGCUGUCCGAAAUACAACAUUUGAAUGGGUGCAAGAGCUAUCCAAAGCUCUCCAAGAAGCUCCAGACGAAAAGUCUAGUCGUGAAUGCCAAACCCGCGUUCGUGACAUGGCAGCAAUUUGUCUGAGCACCUAUGAUGCCGACCCGGACAACAUCGCAGAACUCCUCGAAUCGCCACAGGACUUGGAGAUCUUGGUGUACUGCUCUGUUACAGUGAGGGAUAACGUGCCUCUAGAUCUACAUGCUCUCCCGUCAAUUCCGAGGUUACUUCUCGAACGCAACCGUCGGUUGUCACACUUUCUGGAGAUAUAUUUCCGACGCCAUGUGGAAGAUGACCAAGAAGGUCUUGAUCAGGCUAUGAAGCAUCUCUGGCCUGCAUACCGACGCCACACGCGCUGGACAGUCCUUGGAUCUCCAAACGCUCGGUGGCUUGGAUGUGAAACGGCGCCUUCGGACGAUCCAUCUCGCCAAACCAUUCAUCUUAAUAUGUUGACGGCUCGCCUAUUGGUUGAUGGCAAACCAUUGACCAGACUGCCAGAUUACUUUCUGCGGCAUCCUAGCUACAUUGCACUCUUCGGUCAUCAAGUGUUUGAUGUUUUCCCCACAAAGAGUCCUGGCGGAGAAUUUGCUGCCAAGUCCAUUAUACACGGCUUUAAGAUAUCUUUUGGGAUGCGCAGCGACGCGGGGGACGUUGUUAUUCAGUCACAGCAUGAGGAUGGGCGCAUCUUUGAGUUGAUACCUCCGGAAAAACUUGAGCUGGACUUCCCCGCAUUACUAGUCAAUGAUCACGUGCAUUGGCUCAACCUAUGCACUCGUGCGAUCGAAUUUCGUCCAGCGGAGAAAAUGUGGGACCCAUCCGACAAGAACUGGAAGUUGCAAUUCGCGGAGGACGGGCAAUCAGUCGCACAGCAAGGCCAAACAACUCUACUUGACAUUCAUAGUCGUACUUUCCUCAUGAUAGCAAACACGCUGAGCCCACUCGAAAACAUCCGACACAUGGUUGCCACUUGCAGCGCGGACGUAGUCAAGGUCGAUCUCCCUCGGUUUGGACUCUCAUUCUUUAUAGACGGAGAUGGGGAGUUGCAUUCGUGCAAUCAGCCCGGCAUGGUUGUCGACGAAGAUCAGUCCGCUGGUACAAUGUUCGGAUUAGUUAACCAGCUCGUUUUGCGCCCCAAAGAUCGACAAACUUACGGCAACCGCUGCGUCAUCAUCCCACAAGGUGAUGUCAAAGUAGAGCCCAGAGGCCACCAUAUCCAGGUCACCGUCCAUCCCGAUCAUAAUCGUGUCCCCCUUCCCUAUCACUGUUACACCAUUGACAUGGAACUCUGCCGCCUGACGGGAAAUGUUGGUCUCAGGAAUAAACUUUACAAGGCGUACUUGCACGCCGUGUGCAGUGCCCAUGUUCCAGAUCCACUGACUAAACGCACCGGUUUGGAAGAAGCCAUGUACUUGUUACAAUCCGCCGCAUGCUAUUCCUUCAUGAAGCUGGAUACAUUCGACUGCGAGCUUCUAGCUCGGAUAGGCUCCUUGACCGUUGAUCGGGCAUGGCAUAUCACUGGCAGGAGCUCUCAGGUCCACUGGCAAUGUGGCGUAUCAUCUUAUGUCCAAAGCUGCGCAUUCUAUCAUGCUACCAGGAACAUAGUCAAAUACGCACAGAAGCUGCAGGUACUCAGCGAAACACCAGUUGAAGUUUGUCCCAACUUUCCCGCACGCGACGAGUCACUCCUGGAACGUGCCUCUCAGCGAUCCACCGUCCUUUACUCCCAUGAUCCAGUCAGUUCCUUCUAUCCAAGCGAAUCUUCGAGCAGUGCAUAUACUUCCAGGGAUGUUUUCCAUUGUUCGAUCGACGAUCAAAAAACCUUUGAUUGUGCACGUAUGGUGCGCGACUGGAGUGUCGCACUUGAGCCUUGUCAGGCGCUGUACGAUGUCUUCGUUCGGUGGAAUGAAAUUUCUGGCGAAAGACCCAGCGUAUCCCUUCUAUAUGACCAAGAGUGGUUGAAGCCUGACUGGGCUAAGAAGUGGAUGACCGUCUACGAACUUUGCCGCCACGCAGACCGGGAGACUCACACAUUCCAACUCGCUUUCACAUUGUCAGCCAUGGUUUACUCCUCCCCGGAGAAUGUGGGACUUGCCACAACCAUGUUCGCGUUUGCAGCCAUUCCCGAGUUCCGUGCAAUCCACUCCCCUGGAUAUGACACAUACGACCUUUCUUUUGGGAUAAAACCCCUUGAGCGGGAUAUCUGCAACCACAUCUCUUUCCAUACCACCUUCCACAAUAGUCCCGAGGCGUCCCUGUCUAGUCACUAUGGCGAGUCGGACUACGACUUGAGUAUUCGGCGACAAAAGUGCUUCCAAACCGAGUGUUUACGUGAACAGACAGCGGCAGUCGAUAUCCUUCUUCGCUGUUGGCCCAGCCGUUCUGUUCCGCCACACGCUCUGGAGUGUCUGAGCGGCUCCCGAUAUGACAAGUUCAACCUUAGUGCUGCCCUUGAAACACGAUACUCGAACUGCUAUCGCAACAGGGAUCUGAAGACAUAUCUGGAUCGUGUGCAGAAUGUACUUGAUAAAGUGAAGGAGACUUUGACGCCGUCCGUCACACAAUCAUACGCAUUCACUCCGAGCAAUUCAGAUGUUAUAUCAGUCACCACCGCGGUCUUUACCGAUCACUUAUUCAGAAGGCCUCCUCCCGUCAUCAAAUUACUUCCUGAUCCACUCAAGCAAAGUGUCGCUUUACUGAGCGACAAACCCUCUGGCGGCAGGCUUCAUUCAUCUCCACUCGAGGGCGUCAUUUCGAACUUUUCGCGAUGUCGAUCGGACCAUUUUGGUGUCCGCUAUGCUGAACAUCUAGAAGACAGCAGAGUUGAUCUAGAGAAAGAACGAUCGGCCAUCGCACCGGACCCAACCCGCUGGACAAUCAACAUGCUGCAACAUCAUCACAUGUGGUGCAAUAAGAUUUAUACAAAUGCUUUUCGCAAAUUGGAAGAGCAUCUAGCUCCUGUUGGUUUAGCGGAGGACAGUUUGUUCAAUUCUGGGCAAUGGCCGCGCGUUACUGUCACAUUUCUUCUCGGUUUUCUCGCCUCCACAUCAAAAAACCCUCUUUGCGACUCCUGGAAAGCCCCUUUGACCAGUUUCGUACUCAUUCUGCUUCGACUACAGAGAUCACAACGACUUCUGAAGUUGAAGUCGGCUGGCGGGGACAUUGAGGAGUUCCUGAAGGAGCUGGUGAAUGACGGUCACCUAGGAGUGGAUGGUACACGGGAAUAUGUGGACUGGCUUCUAAUUCAGGCAGAGAACCGAUUUCUUAUCCGUCCCAUGCAAGCCAGCGUUGCCAUCCAGAUGAUUUCCCCAAGCUCGCACAACAAUACCGCUCUGCAGCUUCAUAUGGGGGAGGGAAAGUCUUCCGUGAUCGUACCCAUAUGUUGCGCUGCACUGGCAGAUGGCAGCAAUAUGGUACGGGUGGUCGUGCUAAAGCCUUUGGCUGUGCAAAUGUUUCAGCUGCUCGUGGAACGGCUUGGCGGCCUUACCAAUAGGCGAAUUUUCUACCUGCCAUUCUCGCGUUCCUUGCCCAUUACUUCCAACCAUGCAAGCAUCAUCCAGUCGCUGUUCGAAGAGUGCAGAGCCGUUCGUGGUAUCCUUGUCGCUCAACCAGACCACAUUCUCUCUUUCAAGUUGAUGACUGUGGAACGGCAGCUUCCUCCCGCAAACACGGUUGGACAAUCCCCAACAGAACUGGCCAUGCCCCUGCUGAAUACUCAGCGGUGGCUUGAUAUGCACACUCGCGACAUACUAGACGAGAGUGAUGAACUGCUGCAUGUCCGCUUCCAACUCGUCUACACUAUGGGCGAUCAACAGCACUUGGAAGGUUAUCCUGAUCGAUGGACAACAACACAGCAGGUGAUGACCCUUGUGGCAAAUCAUGCUUCCCGCCUUCAUCAAGAACGUUCCCAUGGAGUAGAGUUCCAGCCAGGUGAUAUCGGAACCUUCUCGCCUUUCAGAGUUCUGGAUGUUCGCGCAGGCGAAAGGUUGGUCGAGCUGGUUUGUGACGACAUCCUUGCCGGUAGCCUUCCAAAUUUCGCAUUCGAACAUGUUCCAUCUCAUAUGAAAGGUUCCAUCCGCAUGUAUUUUACCCUCCCCACUAUCGGCCCGCAGCUCGUUCACGAUCUCCGGAACUAUUGCGCUGGGUCCAGUCUGUGGAAUGGACUACUGCUCAUUCGAGGACUCCUCGCACACGGCAUACUGGUAUACGCCCUGAAGGACCGGCGAUGGCGCGUAGAUUACGGUCUGGAUCCUCAACGCACGAUGCUCGCCGUGCCUUACCGUGCCAAGGAUGUCCCUUCAUCUCGGGCAGAAUUUGGACAUCCAGACAUUGCAGUCGCACUCACGUGUCUUUCGUACUACUACGAAGGCCUCACUGAGAAACAGGUGGCCCUCUGCUUCCGCCAGCUACUCAAGCAAGACAAUCCCGCAUUGGAAUACGAGACAUGGAUCAAGGGGUUGUCUUUGUAUUCGCUUCCAGACAACCUGCGACACCUCAGUGCAAUCAACAUGGAGUCUACUGAACAGUUCACCUCCUGUUUGGUACCUCUCUUCGGGCGCAACAAGGCUGUUGUAGACUUCUUUUUGGCUCAAUUCGUCUUCCCCAAAAAAGCGAAGGAGUUUCCUCACAAGUUAUCUUGUUCUGCCUGGGACCUUGCAGAGCGCAAGUCUUCUGGUUUGCCUACUACGGGCUUCAGUGGAACAAACGAUUUUCGCUACUUGCUACCUACCACCAUAACGCAAGAUGUACUAGCCCACCAGCGCGGUACGAACGCCAGAGUUCUCAGUCACCUUUUGCAGGAAGAGAAUGAUCAUUAUGGCUCGCAUGCAGCCGGUGGGAGUGCUGAAGAGCUUCUUAAUGUCAUUGCGAGGCAGUCGCCGGAAAUACGUGUCUUGCUCGACGUGGGUGCACAAGUGCUUGACUUGCAGAAUGACGGAGUGGCGAAGAGGUGGCUAGAAAUCAACGAAGAUGUUCAGGCAGCGAUUUAUUUCAACAAGCACGAUGAGCUUGUAGUGCGCACCCGGGAUCACGUCAUAGAACCAUUCUCCGCAUCUUCCUUUGCUCAGCGACUGGACCAGUGUGUAUUGUAUUUGGAUGAUGAACACACCAGAGGAACGGACGUCAAGCUACCUCGGGGAUUCCGUGCAGCCGUUACAUUAGGGCCAAAGGUCACCAAGGAUCGUCUUGUCCAAGGCUGCAUGCGCAUGAGAAAACUCGGUCACGGUCACUCAGUGAUGUUUUUUGCACCUCCAGAAAUAGAUCGCAGCAUCCGAGACGUGAAUAGGAAGAACGAUGAUGAGGACAUUCAUGCGUCGGAUAUCCUCGUAUGGGCGAUGAAUGAGACGUGCUCGGACAUUCAACAUCGUGCUCCACAAUGGCUUCAGCAUGGGGUGGAUUACCGGUCUCGUCACAGUGCAUGGUCGUCGUUCUUAUCUGAAGAUAUUACGCCCACCGAACUCGCCAGUUCGUGGCUUCAGCCAGAGGCGAAGAGCUUGGAACAGCUAUACGCUUCAGUUCUGACGGACAUAGCUGCUCCACAGACAUCGCCAGACGACGAACUUCUGGAGAGAUACAACAGCCUUGGGUUGGGCAAUUUGCUUGAUAACCGCUUGGAUGAAGAGCAGGAGAGAGAAAUGGUACAUGAGAUUGAGCGCGAGCGCGAGGUGGAGAGACCGCCACAAGUUCCGGCUGCUACCCAUAGCAUUGACGAAGACGUCCGGUGCUUCAUCCGAACAGGCCGCAUUCCGGAUGGAUCUCGUGCGUUCACAGCCGUUUUCGACACUCUCACCACGACUUCCGCUGCUUUUUCGGGGCAUCAGCCGUGGUCGCGAGAGGUGUUUGCCUCAAGGGAUUUUGCCACAACAGUUGUGACCACAGACCAAACGGACCACUACGCCCGCCCAGUCAACUGGAUUCUUUCGAGCACGGUAUCUCGCGCCCAGGUGCUAGUCAUUGUCAGCCCCUUCGAGGUCAAUGUUUUAUUACCUGACAUUCGGGCAAGUAAGCAAGUUCACUUGCACGCUUAUACACCUCGUGUCAUCAAGAUGAUGAACCAGCUCAACGUCUUUGCUGGCCAACUGUACUUUCCUCAACUACGCGCAUAUACGAAGCUGUGUCGCUUGUUAGGGAUUUACACUGCAGAUCUGAAGCUUCUUUGUCACCUACCAAGUGGCACCCCGAAGUAGGACCCCGGAUCAAAAACUCAACAACACGCCCGACGGCGUCAACGCCGUCAACGACGACCAAACCAAACCCAGUAUCAGCCCCGAAUAGAACUCAUAUAUACAUAAACUAGUCCACCCAAGAAAAUACCUAGAAAACAACACAAAAACGAAAAACUCAACUACAAAAUGUCCACAACAGGUCAAGACGACACCGCACCUACGCGGUCCAGUCAACGCAACAAAGAGAACAUGCUACUUAGACCAACUAACAGAUCACUUCCCAACUUAAUUAGUAAUCCGACGCCCCCGUCGAAGGUAACAGACGCAGCUACAGCAAGAGCCGAACUAGUCAGCAAAGGAAUGCUUAUACCAGCAGCAGGAGCAACAGUAGAGGACCUUGCUGUAGCAAUUUUCGAAUUCACGAUAAGCGCCCCAGGAGUCACCCAACUCCAACGAGAAAUUCUGAGGGCCAUAGCAAUCCUAC